This is a messenger RNA of Agrilus planipennis (emerald ash borer), 4417 nucleotides long. RefSeq names its product kinesin-like protein KIF6. The record is from RefSeq and is a predicted model, not a curated record. The transcript has 13 exons. Gene Ontology annotation, cellular component: kinesin complex; microtubule. Bases 54 to 4376 code for a protein of 1440 amino acids. Gene Ontology annotation, molecular function: ATP hydrolysis activity; microtubule motor activity; ATP binding. Lineage: Eukaryota; Metazoa; Arthropoda; Insecta; Coleoptera; Buprestidae. Gene Ontology annotation, biological process: microtubule-based movement.
CAUUGUUUUAUUUCUAGUGUAAAUGUCGUUCAUGGCAUUUUUCAUUUGUCAAAAUGGUCAAAAAUCGAAUUAAAGUGUGUGCUAGAAUCAAGGGGGGAAAACAACCGAAGUGUAAAGUAGCGUAUUCUAUCGAAAAAGAGAGCUGUCAUGAAAUGUUGUGUCUUGAAACGCCUGAAUCAUCACGAAGCUGCUGCAGAAGAGGGAGAUGGUGUAAAUUUAGAUUUUCUAAUGUUUUUGAUAUAAAUGCAAAACAGGAACAAAUAUUUGGAGUCAUAGCACAGCCUAUUAUUAAUAGUUUUCUAAAUGGAUUCAACGGGACAAUAUUUGCUUAUGGGCAGACAGGUAGUGGUAAGACAUACACUAUUACUGGUUCGCCAGAGGACUACAGCGAGAGAGGAAUCAUACCUCGAAGCAUAGAGCAAGUUUUCAGGUUCACAAGUAAAUGUUGCGAGAAAUGUUGCGUCGGGAUAUCGUACAUGGAAAUAUAUAACGAAGUCGGAUAUGAUUUGCUAGAUUCGAAACAUCAAGCUUACUGUUUUGAGCAGUUACCAAAAAUAGUACUUUUAGAGGACAGUAAAGGAGAAAUUCACUUGAGAAACCUGAGUGUUCAUAAUGUAUCGAGUGUAAAAGAAGCAAUGAGGCUUCUAUUCCUAGGGGAUACUAACAGGACAAUUGCAGAGACUCCCUCAAAUGAUUUUUCUUCCCGUUCUCAUUGUAUUUUUACUAUUUACUUAUCUUUUUGGGUUGGAGGCACGGGAAAGAUCAGAAGAUCGAAAUUAAAUCUGGUAGAUUUAGCAGGAUCGGAACGCAUAUACAAGUCGAACGUAACUGGCGUGACACUAAUGGAAGCUAAAAGCAUUAACCUGUCUCUCUAUUACCUGGAGCAGGUGAUUUUGGCGUUAUCUGAAGCUAAACGGUCGCACGUCCCGUACCGAAACAGCAUAAUGACCAACAUAUUGAAGGACUCGUUGGGCGGAAAUUGUUUCACACUCAUGCUCGCCACCGUUACCAUAAGUCCUUACAAUUUCGAAGAAACAUUAAGUACCUGUAAAUUUUCUCAAAGGGUUGCGAUGGUCAGUACAGAUGCGUAUAUUAAUGAAGAAUUUGACCCUUAUCAAGAAAUAAGCGAACUUUCAAAAGAAGUUGAAAAUUUGAGAAAUCAUUUAAAGUUACAGUCCUGUCCGUAUGAUGACGGCAAUACCGCGUUAACUGAUGACGAAAUUUCAAAAUGCAAGGAAAUAGUUAGCGAUUUGAUAGAUUCAGAUGAAACAUCAUGUCCAAACAUCGAACCUAAUAUGAAGAUAAUUCAGCACUGUUUCAAUUUAUUAAAAGGCGAAAUAUGCCAUUUGAAGGCUAACUUAAGAUCUCAAGAAGAAAAAAACGAAGCCUUUUGCGAUUAUGAGGGUAUAAUUAAAGGCAAAGACGAGGAAAUUGAGAGAUUAAACUUAUUACUAAGAAAUGCAGUAACGCCUGAAAAUGAAGAGGAAUUAGAUUCUUGUCUUGAUUCAGAAGAAAGUCCUCCCAAUACAUGCAGGACUAUGGAUACAGUGCCUCGUAGAUCGAAAGAAGAAAUCCGUAUUUUUAAAAUCCAAGGCGAUCUUCAUAAAAAAUACGACAUCGCCAAAAGUAUUGUUCCGUUAAUUGAACAAUGUCAAAGGAAUAUAAUCAUGAUUAGGAAACGGAUCGACUCAAAUCAGCUGCCAGAUGAUACAACACAGAAUCUAUUGAAAGAACUUCAGAAUCAGCAAGAUAUUUAUAGAGAAUCUUUGAUGCAACUUCAGAGUAUCAAAGCUCAGGUAGAGCAUCUUGAGCAUGGUCUUCAACAAGCUGAAUUUGUAAUGGGAGGUAAAUUGAAGAAAUGGGUCUGCGAAUCGUCUUCUCAAAUAAUCGAUAGAGAUAUCCCACAAAUAGAAGACACAAGAUCUAAGCGAAGCACUUCAUUAGGGUCGACAUGUAAGUCAGUUACUGUUUCUACAAAUGACGUGAAAGAAAUUGGACUACAAACUGUUGAAGACAGAAGCGUAGGUUACUCUAAUCACCGACCAUCGACAAGUUGUGAUUAUUCAAGAAAUAGUUCCAGUGACCUUAAAUGUUACAAUUCGGAGGAGCCGUUUUGUAAAGAUUGCAAAAAAUUUUGUGAGAGAAGUAAGUCUGCAAGAUGUAUCAAAAACGAUGGUGCAUUGCCACUUGACGAUAACUGCUAUGCAACUGCAGAUAAGCCUACUGGUCAGAAAGUGAUUAGGGAAGUGAGAGAGAGACCACAUCCCAUUUUAAGUUGUCAUACGAAUACUGAAACCUCGUCUAAAAAGUCUCAAGUAAUUCCUCCGGAGUCAGAGAAUGUCGUAAACACAAGGGAAUCAUUUAGAAGACCCAGAAUGAUACCACCUGUAGUUUUAAACAGUUUUACGGAUACUAGAGAGGUAUCACAUCCAGUUUCAGCUUGUUGUAGUAACAAAAGAUCAUUAAGGGAACCAAGAUAUAGAUCUCCUCCUACUUCUUCAGAAAAUAUUAAAAACACCAAGAGAUCUUUUAAAGAAUCUCGAGUAACAAUCCCUGCAGACUCGGAGAGUCUAACAAGCGAAAGAAGAUCGUAUAAAAAAUCUAGGGAAAUACCACCUGUAGUUUUAGAUAGUUUCACCAACGUCAGGAAAUCGUCAAAGGAAUCCAGACAGUUGUCAUCUCGUGGUUAUUCAGAAAAUCGUGUAAACAAUAAGGAAUCUUUUAGGCAAUCCCGAGAAAAAAUAUCUUCAGACUCAGAAAGCCUCCUGAACGUUAAGGAACCAUUUAGAAGAUCAAGAGAUAUACCGGCUUACUCUAUAGAUAGUUCUAGAAAUAGUAGAAAAUCAUCCAAAGAACCCAUAGAGAUAUCACCUCCAAUUUUAGAUAGUUUGACCAAUGUUAGGAAAUCGUCAAGGGAAUCCAAACAGUUGUCAUCUCGGGGUUAUUCAGAAAAUCGUGUAAACAAUAAGGAAACGUUGAGGCAAUCCCGAGAAAAAUUAUCUUCAGACUCAGAAAGCCUCCUGAACGUUAAGGAACCACUUAAAAGUUCAAGAGAGAUAACGCCUUACACUAUAGAUAGCUCUACAAAUACCAGAAAAUCAUCCAAAGAACCCGUAGAGAUAUCACCUCCAAUUUUAGAUAGUUCCACCAAUAGAAAAUCGCUAGAUAGUUCUACAAAUCCUAGAAAAUCAUUAAGCGAAACCAGAGAAAUAACGUCUCCAAUUUCAGAUAGUCGUAGCGACGCUAGGAAAUCGUCUGUGGAACCUAGAAGAGCAUCGUCUUUGUCUCCAGAUGAUCUUACACAAAGCCGAAAAUCCCUUAGGGAACCCAUAGAAAUAACUAUAAAUUCAAAUAGUCUCGACAGUAUUCGAAAAUCGCUUAAAGAAGAUCAAAUUUACCACCACGAAAACGGCCCCAAUAUGGUGGACUCCUUUUGUCACGAAAAUUAUAGCCAGGAAAAUUUAAAUGUAAAUUCUAACAGUGUUAUAGAUCUCAGAAGGUCAAGUAAAAGCUUUCAAAUUAAUAAUGAUAUUUCGGACAAUGAGGAUACCUACGAUCCGUGUUAUUCUGGGCAAGGUAUUCAAAGCGUUGAUGAAAAACAUUACCACGUCAACUCUGUUCCAUUUUUAAACGUUAUGAGUGGUAUUACAUCGCAUUCGCAAAAUACAUUUAUGACAAAUAAGGUUGGAUCGUUCCUAGACGAUUGUCACUUGCUCCGUCCAAACGUCCCUUAUUUUGACGUUCAUGUAAAAAUAGAUCCCAACAAACAAAUCAAAACCACAACCGUACAUCAAAAAAUUGUCAGUAUCAAUCCUGAAAGUGAUGAUAUAUCGGGAUUACUCAUACCCCCAACUUUUUUUCAUAAAUCUUUAAAAAAAGGUUCGGACAUAUCAAACCAUCCAUUACAAAAAGAACGAAUCCCGAAGUUAAUCAAAAACUUAGCAGGAAGUUUAUUCCAUAAGGUAAAUAAGAAAAAAUUAAAAGAUAAUGGUACAGAAGGUGUUUUAGAGGAAGAGAGUGCAUCUUCAACUAAUGAAGGAGUUAUUUUAAAAGAUGAUGAAGUCGAAGAUAAAAAGUGUUCUUGCGAGGAAUUGAGCGAACCAAUCAAGAAAAAGCUGUCUGUAGUUAAAUUUGCCGAUGAUGUUAAUCAAGAAAUUUAUAAAACGAACGCUGAAUGUCCGGAAAGUAACACACACUGUCCAAAACAAACAAGUGAAACAUGUAGCGAGAAAAUCACAGUUGAAAAAUUUUCUUUUUUCAAAGACAGCGACAGUAAAAGUUUUAUAGAAUUUAUAAAAACCGUUCCUCUUACUGGCGAUCGAGAUGUUGACGAAGAGAUCGUUAAUUUUUAUAGAACAAAAUUUCAAUGUAAAUAAUAUAUUGUGUUGUUUUUGUUAAAAUAUAAUUUAGAGUUAUU